Molecule: messenger RNA, 2169 nt
Organism: Durusdinium trenchii
Lineage: Eukaryota; Dinophyceae; Suessiales; Symbiodiniaceae
Source: the annotation of a GenBank genome assembly
AUGCAAGACUUGGGGUCCACGGAGCGGUUGGCGGAUAUAAAUAGAUGGAGGCGACGGCUUGCAGCGGCUACUCCGAACGGGCCCGAACGAGGUCACAUGGGUGAGAAGGCAGUGAAGAGGUCACGAGGUGCGGGAACCGCACGCGUUGCCGACGCCGCAGACCCCGCUGCAGCGUCAUGGAAGCGUGCGCUUCUCUCCCGCGGUGGGGCGCGGCCCUGCGCGGCCUCCGAACUCAUCAGAGUGAACCGGGGCAUCACUGCUUCAGCCCGAUCGGAGCUCUGGGAGAUCUCCUUGGACAUGUUGAAGCGCGUGGAUCUGUUACGCCUUGAGGCAGAUUGCAUCAGCUACAGUUUCAUCUCCUCCGCCCAGUGGUGGGUCGGUUUAGGGCUUUUCACCUCAAUGCUCCACAAACUCAUUUGGCCAGAUGUCAUCAGCUGCUCCCACGUGCUCAACCAAACCAAGCUUAGUAGGUCCUGGUGGAUGAGUAUGAGAUUCUUGGAGAAGAUGAAGAACUUCAGGACCAGACCUGAUUUGGUGAAUUACAAUAACGUCUUGAGUGGCUGUGCGAAGAGCUCACACUGGCUUUCCAGCUUGACACUCUUGUGCCGGAUGAAGCAUCUCCAAGUUUCUCCAGAUAGCAUCAGCUAUAACGGCUGCACCCCAUGCAGAGCACAGUGGCAGAUGGCGGCAAGACUUCUGAAGCUUCAUGGGAUUGAGGCGCACCUCAUCAACUACAAUACUGCCAUCAACAUUUAUGAACCCUGGCGUGAAGCUUUCCAUGUUGUAAGGAGCCUGGAAGAAGAGGGGCUUCUGCCAGAUACCAUCACCUACAAUCUGAUGAUCAAGAAGUCUGAGGAUGCCGGCCAUUGGAUGAAUGCGCUGUCGCUCUGGUCGCACCCCGCGGAGCGACCGCCGGGGCGGACGCUGGGCGCCUGGCGUUGGACGUUGGCCGCGCGCGCCGCGGCUCCGCGCGCGGCGGGGCCCCGUGCGUGCCGGGGAGUGGAGGAUUUGAAUGCGAUGAUCGGUGCUUCUUGGUCGGCUCCUUGGUUCUGGGCGCUGGAGUUGCUCACUUCCUCCAGAUGUCGACCGGACGUGAUCAGCUUCUCCUCUGCAAUGGGCCUCGCGCGUGGCGCACAACGCGAGGACGAAGGCUGGGGCUUGGGCGUGCGGCUGUUGGCUGUGAUGCGGCUGGAUGGGGUACGUCCCAACAUCAUCUCCUACAACAGUGCCAUAGACCUUUGCGAUAAAGCUGGGCAAUGGCUGGCUGCAGUAUCUCUCCUUGUCUUCAUGCUUUCUUCUCAGGAAGAGCCAGACAGCAUUAGCUACAACUCCUCCAUCCGAGCCUGCGCCUGCGGCACUGGACAGCUGCAGAUAGCUUUGCGGCUGCUGGCGCAGAUGGAAGCGCAGAGGCUAUCUCCCACGACGGUGACUUACAACAGCGCCAUCUGCGUGUGUGAGCCACGCGGGAGCUGGGCAUGUGCCUUAAACCUUCUGGAAUCCAUGGCGGCAGCGCAAGCACCACCAGAUGUCGUCAGCUUCAGCAGCAGCAUCAGCGUGUCUGAAGCGGCCGGAUUCUGGGAGCUGGCUUUGCAACUUCUCAACACUCUGGAGAUUUCUGGAAGGGUGCCAGAUCUCUUCAGCUUCAAUAGUGCCAUCAGUGCAUGUGAGAAGGGCGGUCAGCUGGACCUCGCUUUGAAGCUCAAGAACUGCUUGCUGCAGCAGGGCCGCCUUUCCCCAGACGUCUUGACCUUCAGCAGUCUGAUCAGUGCUGCAGCAAAGGAUCGUCACUGGUGUACUGCACUGAAAUCGCUUGAAGAGAUGGAUCUGGGCAGAGUGGCACCAAGCCUCAUCACCUACAACAGUCUGAUCAGUGCCUGUGGAGAGACGUUUCUGGGAUGGGCCAUGGCCUUGAGCUUCCUGAAUGCCGCCCAACUCGCAGGGUGUCGGCCUGAUGUGAUCACGCACAGCAGCAGCAUCUCCAGCUGUCAUCGUGCCACGCAUUGGCCGCACGCGUUGACUCUGAUGGAGCAGGGGAACAUUAUCAGCUGCGAGAUGCUGAUCAAUGCCUGCACAGCUGAUGGAGCUGCUUUGGGUCAUGUCCCGCGUUUCUUGUGCACCGCAGACCGCCUUGGACGGUCACUGUGUCAACGAAGUUUGAAGGGCCACUAG